Messenger RNA from Plasmodium gallinaceum, 2559 nucleotides. It is a transcript of the gene SF1, whose product is annotated as splicing factor 1, putative. Lineage: Eukaryota; Apicomplexa; Aconoidasida; Haemosporida; Plasmodiidae. Gene Ontology annotation, biological process: mRNA processing. Gene Ontology annotation, cellular component: nucleus. The record is from RefSeq and is a predicted model, not a curated record. Gene Ontology annotation, molecular function: RNA binding. The transcript is spliced from 2 exons. Bases 1 to 2559 code for a protein of 852 amino acids.
AUGGAAGAUCACUUAUAUUUUGAUGCAGUAGAAAAACUUCUCGAAAAUAAAAAUCCGAAUAUAAAUAUAAAUGGAAAUAUUAAAAAUGAAAUAAAUGAAAAUAAAGAAUUAAAUACUAUAAAAAGUAAUAAAUUCCAUAGUGAAAAAAUUGAAAAUGAUGAAAAUAAUUAUGAAAAUAGUACUCGCGAAGAUGAAACAUUUAUUUUAAAAAAUGACUUUGAUAAAAAAUUUAUGAACGAAAAAAAAAAAGGAAAAAAGGAAGAAAAAAUAAAAUUUAAUGAUGAAUAUAGCGAAGAAAAUGAAAAGAAAAACCUAAGAAAACAAUUAGAGGAAGAUAAAACUUUGCAUAAAAGAUCAUCAAUACCAGUUAAAGGCAAUAAUAAAAUAGAAGACAAUAUAAAAAUAAAUAUAUUAAAUGAAAAAAAUGAAAUACAUGAAAUUAAUAGUUCUGUUGAAUCUAAUAAUGAAAGUGUAGUAUAUAUAAAAAAAAAUAAUAAUAAAGAUGUAGAUUUAAGUAGUGAAAAUUCUUGUUCUUUUGAAGAUAGAAUUAGUAAGGUAGAAGAAAGAAAAAAUAAGAUUAAAGAAAAAAUUAGUAAAUCACAAAAAAAAUCAAAAAAAGAUUACAGUAACAGUGAUAAUGAUGAUGAUAAUGAUAAUAAAAUUUAUAAUCAGGAAAAUAGAAACUUAUCUAAUGAAGAAAAAAGAAAACAUAAUAGUAAAAAUGAAAAAUGCAAUGAUGACAAGAAUUUACAACUACCUUCAGAUUCAAAAGAAGACAAAGAAGAAGAGGAUGAAAAGAAUGACGAAGGUGAAGAUAAUGAUAAGAGAGAAGGGGAAAAAGAAAAAUAUAAAAAGAAAGAAAUAAAUAAAAAAAAUUACACUAGUGAUGAACGAAGUUCAUCAAAUAAAAUAUAUAGUGAUGAUGAUUAUAGCUCUUCUGAAGAAAGAAAUAGAAAAAAAAGAAAAAGAAAAAGUAAAAACGAUACAAGUUAUGAAAAAAAAAUGGUAGAAGAUUACUCUUCCUCAAGUGAAUAUAGUUCAAGUAAUCAUGAGGAUAGUUCUAAUAAAAGAAAAAGAUCCUAUUCUAGUAGCGAAACUUAUUCAAGUGAUGAUGAUCAUUAUUAUAGAUCAAGAAGUAGCAAAAAAAGAAGGCAUAAUAAACAUGAUAAAUUAAAAAGGAAGGAUAAAGAAAGGGAAAGAAAAAGAGAAAGAGAGAAAGAAAAAGAAAAAAGAGAAAGAGAAAAAGAAAGAAUAAGAGAAAAAAUAAGAAGGGAAAGAGAGAGAGAAAGAGAAAGAAUAAGGAGAGAAAGAGAGAGAGAGAGAGAGAGAGAAAGAGAAAGAGAACUGGAAAGAGAAAAAGAAAGAAUGAUAAGAGAAAAAAAAAGAGAAGAAAGAAGACUAAAAGAGGAAAUGGAAGAAGCAAAGAGAGAUGAUCUUACUGUUUUAGUAUUAAAUUUAAGUUUAAAAGCGGAUGAGAGAGACAUAUAUGAAUUUUUUUCUGAAGUAGCAGGAAAAGUAAGAGAUAUUCAAUGCAUAAAAGACCAGAGAUCAGGAAAAUCAAAAGGAGUAGCAUAUGUAGAAUUUUACACUCAAGAAUCUGUAAUAAAAGCCUUAGCUGCCAAUGGAUAUAUGUUAAAAAAUAAACCUAUUAAAAUACAAUCAUCACAAGCAGAAAAAAAUAGGGCAGCAAAAGCUGCAAAACACCAACCGAUUGAUCCUAAUGAUAUUCCAUUAAAAUUAUAUAUAGGAGGUUUACUAGGACCUCUAAGUAACAUAUCUGAGCAAGAAUUAAAACAAUUAUUUAAUCCAUUUGGGGAAAUUUUAGAUGUAGAAAUUCAUAGAGAUCCUUACACAGGUAAAUCAAAAGGUUUUGGAUUCAUUCAAUUUCAUAAAGCUUCAGAAGCUAUUGAAGCAAUGACAGUUAUGAAUGGAAUGGAAGUAGCUGGAAGAGAAAUUAAAGUUGGUUAUGCUCAAGAUUCAAAAUACCUUUUAGCUUGUGAUAAUACCCAAGAAAAUAUUUUACAAAAACAGCAAAUGAUAAAGAAAAUAAAAAAUGAAGAUGCUGAACAAGAUAAUGAAAAAAUAGAUAAUGAUGAUGAUGAUGGUGGGGGGUUAAUAGCAGGAGCAGGAAGUAAAAUAGCUUUGAUGCAAAAAUUACAAAGAGAUAACAUAAUUGACAAUAAUAUACCUAUUAAAUAUGCUUCAGGAGGAAAUGUAUUAAUGAAUAAAAAUUCAUUAGUACAUAAUAAUCCAUUAAAUAAUGUUACAGAAAAUUUAGUGUUGAGUAAUAUGUUUUCACCAAAUGAUAAUAAUAUAGGAAGUGAUCCUGAUUUUUUUAAUGAUAUAAUUGAAGAUGUUAAAGAAGAAUGUAAAAAAUAUGGAAAUGUUGUUAAAAUAUGGUUAAACACAAAAAAUAUAGAUGGUAAAAUUUAUAUUAAAUAUUCUAAUGAAGAAGAAUCUUUAAAAGCAUUUCAAUUUUUAAAUGGUAGAUAUUUUGGAGGUUCAUUAAUAAAUGCCUAUUUUAUUACUAAUAGUGUAUGGGAUUCAACUUGCCUUUAA